AUGAAGAGACCCAGAGGUACAGAAGCCUUUCCAGCCUCCUUCCCACGAGGCAGCUUUGCAGACAAGAAUCUGCUACCCCUGACACCUGGGCAGCUGGCAGCAUUCCAGGAUGUCUUCAAACUGUUCAGCUCCAGCCCGACAGGCACCACGGACACGCGCAAGAAAGCUGCCCAGUGCCAUGUGGGUGUCCAGCUAAGCCCGCAGGAGAUGUGUGAGGUUCUACGGCAGGCAGACUUGGAUGGUGAUGGAACCGUAAGCUUCAAAGACUUCCUGGUUGUCCUCACUGACAGCCACCGACUCGCUCAGUGCUUGGGCAAGGUGAGGAACAGCCGGGUCUGUGAUCCCCAGGGCUUGCAAACGCUCUUCUUAGAGAUGCUGUUCAAGCUGAUGAGUCUGGGCUUUGUGCCCUUCAAGUCGGUACAGGAGGUGAUGAGCCACUACUCCAAGAAGCAGCGGUCUCUGCGGCUGAACUCGAACCGGAAGGGCGGGUCCGGCGGCCACGGCCGCACCUCGCGCUCUCAGGCGGGCCUCGCGAUCUUCCGCCAGGCCGCGCACCUUAGCGGCCUUUCCAGUGCCGAGCUGGCGUGCUCGCUGCACGGACUGCACAAAGCGGGUGCGCGCAGCGCCUACUCCCAGAUACCUAACCUGAACGGGCGGACGCAGUCAGAAUUCCACACGCGGAACCGAACCCCGCGCCCAGACGUCCGACUUCCCAAGUCCUACCAGCCCAGCCAACCCAAGCGCCGCCCCAACCGUGGGCGGCUCGGCCAAGGUGAAAGACGAAAGAGGCAGGGCCAGCGGGCGGGGCCGGGUCCUGCAGAUAAGGGGCGGGCCGUGUGA
Molecule: messenger RNA, 840 nt
Organism: Lagenorhynchus albirostris (white-beaked dolphin)
Lineage: Eukaryota; Metazoa; Chordata; Mammalia; Artiodactyla; Delphinidae
Product: EF-hand calcium-binding domain-containing protein 3-like
Molecular function (GO): calcium ion binding
Source: RefSeq, a predicted model, not a curated record